Messenger RNA from Geodia barretti, 648 nucleotides. The record is from the annotation of a GenBank genome assembly. NCBI's taxonomy places the organism in Eukaryota, Metazoa, Porifera, Demospongiae, Tetractinellida, Geodiidae.
AUGGAGCCCAUCUCGGGACGUUUUAACGCACAGAUCAACCCAGAGACAGGGGCAGCAACUGUCGAAAAGAAUGGAAUUGCCGUUACUAUUAAACCGUUUGAUGAAGUAGAACUGUUCGCACUCACUGAAGAUCCGAGAGUGAAUCCCUAUCUCUUGGUUGAGAAGAGUGGUGCUGUUGAACCUAUCUAUACGGUGUUCGACAUUACAAUCCAUAACCGGGAUAACCGACGCGUCUUAGUUGACGACACAGCCAUCCUCGUUGAUGGAAACGGCGUGCAAUACGCCAAUCUAUCCAACGCUUACUUUGAUUCACUCUAUGACGACGUAAAUCUUUCACAGCGUAACUCCUCGGAGGGAGCUUACCCUUACAUUCCUACCGCUCACGGUUACUAUCCAUAUUACGGUCACUAUCAGUCUUAUAUAGAUGCAGAGGCACUUGAGUUGGGACGGAUCGCGAUAGAGAACCACAUCUUUGAAGGUGCAAAGUUGUUCUCUGGCGCGAAACGGAGCGGUUUCCUAAUUUUCGAUCGACUUGAGACUGCCGCCACAGAUAUUCGAAUCGUCAUACCUCAAGUUCGGAUAAUCCAUCCAAACGGCAAAGAGGAUAAAUUGGAAUUUAAGCUUGACUUCAGGCAGGUUCUACGAUAA